Molecule: messenger RNA, 6235 nt
Organism: Pelobates fuscus (common spadefoot toad)
Lineage: Eukaryota; Metazoa; Chordata; Amphibia; Anura; Pelobatidae
Gene: NUP205
Product: nucleoporin 205
Exons: 43
Coding region: 45-6071 (2008 amino acids)
Biological process (GO): nuclear pore organization
Cellular component (GO): nuclear pore inner ring; nuclear pore
Molecular function (GO): structural constituent of nuclear pore
Source: RefSeq, a predicted model, not a curated record
CCCAGUGAGGGUGGCGAGUUCCGGUUGGGAGGCUUGGUCCCAAGAUGGCGGCGCCGUUGGCGGUAAAUUCAGCGGCUAGCCUGUGGGGUCCAUACAAAGACAUCUGGCAGACUGUGGAAAGUGCGCUGUUGAAGAGACAACCUGAAGCUGCACAUUUACUGGACCUGGUAUUAAAGAAGUAUAAACCACAUUUCAUCGCUCUCUUCAAAAAUCCACCAAAGAGCGCCCAGCAGCAUGAAAAGAUUAAGAAAGCCAGCACAGAAGGCAUUGCCAUUAAAGGGCAGCAGGGCACCAGGCCGCUCCCUGAGCAGCUCAUUGCGGAGUCUUUUAUCCUUAGUGAUUUGUUCAACAUCGGAGAGGUAGCAGCUGUGGAGCUACUGCUUGCAGGUGAACACCAGCAGCCUCGUUUUCCAGGUCUGACACGAGGUUUAGUAGCAGUUCUUCUUUACUGGGAUGGAAAGAGAUGUAUUGCAAAUUCCUUGCGCACUAUAAUCCAAUCACGGAGAGGCAAGACCUUUACAAUGGAACUCAGUCCAGAGCUAGUGUCCAUGGCAACCCGCUUCUCUGAUGAAUUGAUGGAGAAUGGACUGACUCAUAAAAUCCUCGACCUGGUUUCUCAAAUUGAUGUUAACAAUGAGUUUGAGAAGCUGCAGAAGGACCGAGGCCUGGGCAAUGAGAAACAUCGCAAAGAGGUUUCUGACAUGAUAAAAGAGUGUCGUCAGUCUCUUGCUGAAAGCCUCUUUGUUUGGACCUGCCAGUCUCCACUUUCCAAAGAUGAUACACUGCUUUUGAUUAUGCACCUGGAGAAAGUCACAGUGGAAGCUGAUGGCGCAUUGGACAGUGUAAACCUAACCCUUUUAAUGGCUCUUCUAUACUGUUUAGAUGUUGGGUUUUUGGAACAAGCGACCGAUGACCGAGCAGAAUUAAUUCAGCAAACAAAUCUCACAGAAAAACAGUACAUUGCUGCCAUCCACAACCGCCUGCAGGACAGCCAGCAGUGGAAAUCUCCAGGCUUGCAAGCCACCGUUCGAUUGGCGUGGGCUCUCACCCUGCGCGCGGUAUCCCAGUUACUGGAAGUCACAGAAUUUACAGAAGCAGACGAAGGCAUGGCAGAGAUGGCUAUAGUUGGAAAUGUCUUCCUUUUCCUCACUGAGGCCGUUGUGGGAUCAGAGAGCUUCCAUCAGGAGGAAUUUUUCAUUCGCAGGAUACAUAAACUGAUCACUGAUUUCCUCACUCUAAUGCCCAUGAAAGUGAAGCAGUUAAGAAAUCGAGCGGAAGAGGAUGCCAGAUUAAUCCAUAUGAGCAUUCAAAUGGGCAAUGAACCUUCUACAUCACUGCAUCGAGAUCUUGAGCACCUCAUGUUACUGAUUGGCUCAACAUACAAGGAUGACCCCUUUCAUCUUGAACUGGCUUUAGAAUACUGGUGUCCUGGCGAACCUCUGCAGACUACAACCAUUAUGGGUUCUUACCUCGGUGUUGCUCACCAUAGGCCUCCACAGCGCCAGAUCGUGUUGUCAAAGUUUGUGAGACAAAUGAGUGAUCUUCUUCCUGCCACUCUUUACAUACCUUAUCUAAAGAUGCUUCGGAGUCUGUCCAGUGGGCCGCAGUGUGCGCAUUACUGCUUUGGUCUUCUAAAAUCCAAUGGUGGUGGUCAUGCAGAGAACAUGCAGGGAGCUGGGGGUAGCCCAGUGUCUUGGGACCAUUUCUUUCAUUCUUUGAUGCUGUAUCAUGAGCACCUACGGAGGGAUUUGCCCAGUGCAGACACUUUACAUCAACGCCACCCACUGCUCAGAGGCAUUACCCAGAGGGAGCUUGAUGGACUUAUUGCUUUUUUACAGCUCACUACUGAAAUCAUCGAUUGGAGUGAAAGUGCUCGUCUGGCUCUUAGUGAACAUGCUCAGUGGAUGCCUGUGGUUGUUAUCCUUGGCUUGCUCCAGUGCAGUAUUCCUCCCAUCCUCAAGGCUGAGCUCUUGAAAACAUUGGCAGCAUUUGGGAAAUCACCAGAGAUAGCAGCUUCACUCUGGCAAUCUCUGGAAUAUACCCAGAUUUUACAAACAGUGAGAGUUCCAGGCCAGCGACAGGCAGCAGGCAUUGAGGUGGAACUGAAUGAAAUCGAGUCGAGGUGUGAGGAGUAUCCACUGACUCGUUCUUUCUGCCAGCUCAUUGGUACUUUAGUCGGCAGUUCUUUUCCAUCCAACCUUGGUGCUGGUCUGCGCCCUCCAGGUUUUGAACCCUACCUUCAGUUUCUCCGGGACACUGUUUUCCUCCGCUUCCGCACCAGGGCUUACAGAAGACCCGCAGAAAAGUGGGAAGUAGCAGAGGCAGUGCUGGAUGUUUUUUACAAGCUGCUAAAAGACUAUGAACCCCAGCCUGAUGACUUUGUGGACCAUCUUGUGCAUCUGCAAGGGGAAGAAAGAGUUGCUUACAAACCUCCUGGUUUCAGCUUAAUGCACCACCUACUCAACGAGUCCCCAAUGUUGGAGCUAUGCCUGAGUGUUAUUGAAGAGGGAGUCACUCAGCUAGACACAUAUGCACCUUUUCCAGGGAAGAAUCAUCUGGAAAAGGCAGUCAUAUACUGUAUAAUGCUCCUCAAUCUGACUCUGCAGAAGGAAAAUAACUUCAUGGAUUUGCUAAGGGAGAGUCAUCUUUCUAUGAUUGUGACCCCAGUGGAACAACUUUUGCAGGGAAUUAAUCCCCGCACCAAGAAGGCAGACCACAUAGUGAAUAUUGCAAGGUAUCUUGGCCAUGGCAGCUGCAAUCCAGAACUUGCUUUUGAAAGUGCAAAGCUUUUGUGUAGCAUCUCACGUAAUGCCAACAUCCACACAAAACUUGUGGGAGACUUCACCAGAGACCAGACUGUGAGUCAGAAGCUGAUGGUCGGCUUUGUGGAGUGUUUAGAUAGUGAAGAAUCUAGCGAGCCUCUGAAACUUGAUGAAGACAUGCAAACUGAUAAUAAAGAAGUAACGAUUCAGCACAAGACAAAAAUCCACAUCCUUAAUUUAUUGAUUACCUCAUUGGAUAUGAAACCCCCAAAUUUGGCUCUAUACCUUCUAGGCUUUGAGCUGAAGAAACCAGUGAGCACCACCAACUUGCAGGACUCUGGAGUUUUGGGAUGCCCUCGAACGUGCCUCCACUCCAUACUUGAUAUCUUAGAGAAGGGGACGGAAGGUCGAUCGGGCCCCAUUGCAGUAUGGGAUUCUCCACUGCUUGCUGAACUGUGUUAUGAGGUAAUAUACCAGCUGUGUGCCAGUGCAGAAACCUCUGGGCCCACUAUGCGAUACCUACGGACGAGCCAGGAUUUCUUGUUUUCUCAGCUCCAGCAUAUUCCCUUUUCUAUUAAAGAACAUGAAAUCUCUGUCAUGAAUCAGAUGUCUUGGCUAAUGAAGACUGCAUCCAUUGAACUACGUAUCACAUCCCUAAACCGUCAACGCUCCCACACACAGAGACUACUACACCUUCUCUUGAAUGACAUGCCAAUGAAACCAUAUGCAGCAGAUGGAGAAGGAGGAUUAGAAGAAGAAAGCCGAGCUCUAAGUGGAAUCCUAAAUUUUGACACCACCUCAAAAGUUCGUCGAAAGAUUCUGAAGAUCCUAGACUCCAUUGACUUCAGCCAAGAUAUCCCAGAGCCCCUGCAGUUGAAUUUCUUUGACCGCAAUCAAAUAGAACAUGUUGUUGCUUCCUGUGAACAAAAGGAUAGCAGAGGGCAGAUUAUCUGCAGUGUUAAGUUUCUGCAUCGGGUUCUGGUGGCGGAGGUGAACGCCUUGCAAGGAAUGGCUGCCAUUGGACAGAGACCUUUACUCAUGGAGGAAAUAAAUACUAUACUCCAAUAUGUUGUGGAGAGAAACAAGUUGCUGCAAUGCCUCCAUGCCAAACGUCACGCUCUGGAGUCCUGGAGGCAGUUGGUGGAGAUCAUUCUGACAGCCUGUCCACAGGACCUCAUACAGGCUGAACAAAGACAACUUAUCAUUCGCGAUCUGCUUCAGGAUGUGCAUGAAAAGAUCCUGGAUGAUGAUGCGGCACAUGAGCUAAUGCCAGUAGUUGCUGGAGUGGUAUUUACUCUCACUGCACGUUUAAGUCAGUCCAUUCGCACUGAGCAGAAGCAGCCAAUAGCAGCUUCUGGAUUGAGUCAGACUCAAUAUGUCUCAAUGUUGGACGGUUCCUUCUUUGCGCCUUCUGGACCAGAAUCUAUAUCUGCUGGAUUUGCCUCAAUAGGGGACUCUUCAUUGCACAUGAUUCUGCGAAAACUGUUGGAGUUCAUUCUAAAGACAGGUGGCGGAUACCAACGUGUACGAGCACACUUGUAUGGAUCACUGCUAUAUUAUCUUCAAAUUGCACAAAAACCGGACGAGCCUGACACUUUGGAAACAGCUCAAAAAACUAUGUGGGAGCGACUAACUGCGCCUGAUGAUGUCUUCACGAAGCUACAGCGGGAUAACUUGUCGAUAUUUGAAAGCUACGGCACCAUGCUAAUGGAGGUUCUUUGCCGAGAUGCUUGCGAUGGACAUGAGAUUGGAAGAAUGCUAGCGCUGGCCUUAUUGGACCGGAUCGUCUCCAUAGAUAAGCAGCAACAGUGGUUGCUAUAUCUUUCUAACAGUGGAUACUUGAAGGCCCUCGUUGACAGCUUGGCUCAGGAUGACAUCACUUUGCAGAGCCUGAUUAUGCCACAGGCCCCGCUUCUGAAAGCUCUCUAUAUUUAUGAAUCCAAAAUGGCAUUUUUGACCCGUGUUGCUAAAAGUCAGCAAGGAGCCCUGGAACUUCUGAGGAGUGGGGUAAUCAUUAGACUAGCACAAUGCCAGGUUUUCGACAUGCGUCCAGAAACUGAUCCCCGCGGAGUAUAUGGUAUGAGAGAAACGGCUGGUUUUAUCCCUGCUCCAGUGGAAAGAUACAGGCAAAUUCUAUUGCCUGCACUUCAACUGUGUCAAGUGAUCCUGACUUCAAGUAUGGCACAACAUAUGCAGGCAGCAGGACAGGUGUUGCAGUUCCUGAUUGUUCAUUCAGACACCAUACAGGCAAUUCUCAGGAACCAAGAAGGAAGUCUGGGCUCCUUGCAGGAACUUGCUCUGCUGACUGGUGUAAUCAGCAAAGCAGCCCUUCCAGGUGUUCUCAGUGAACUGGAUGUCAACGAUGGAUCAGUUGUUGAAUUACAAGGACAUAUUGGUCGUUUCCAGCGCCAGUGCCUUGGUUUGCUGAAUCGUUUUGGUGGAUCUGAUAAACUACGCCAGCUCAGUUUACAGGAUGAUGCAUCUCAGUCUGACAGAGUGAGCAAGAAAGAUGAUAUGGAACUGGCCAUUCAGCAGAUAUGUUGCAAUGUAAUGGAGUACUGCCAGGCUCUCAUGAUGCAGAGCUCACCUACGUUCCAGCAAACUGUGUGCCUCUUCACACCCAGCCUCACAGAGACAGCCAGCAGGGAUGGGCCAAGACCAGACACACAAGUUACGAUCCUUCCAUCUUGGAGGCUGCCUAGCUUGGGAAUUGUGCUGUACCUUUUGAAACAGAGUGCCAAUGACUUCUUCACAUACUAUGACAUUCACCGGCAGAGCGUCAGCAAGCUGCAGAAUGUCGAACAGCUGCCACCAGAUGAAAUCAAAGAGUUGAGUCUGUCUGAGAUGCUUAUCGGGGUAGACAAAAUUUCCACCACCCAGAAGUAUGCUUUGGCACGGCGGCGACUAGUUAAACUCAUCAACCACAAAGCCAAGUUGCUAUCAGUUUGCUCAUAUAUUAUAGAAACAUGUUUGUUCAUUCUCUGGCGACAUCUUGAGUAUUAUCUUCUUCACUGCACCCCCAGUGAUACCCAGGAUACACUUUUCUCAGAUACUUCCUUUGGCAACAAACAAUUUCAAGAUUCUCUUCGUACAUUUCCCAAUGCUGACUUAAGGAACAUAGGACAGAACAAAGUGAGCCAGCAAGACAUUGACUUGCUUCAGAGGGAAGGAGCAAACAGCUUUGGGGAGUCGCUGCAGAAGAGACUAUUGGAUAUUGAAGGGCUGUACUGUAAAGGAAGAUCUCGUCACAGCUUUAUCCAAGCCCUAGUCAGGAGGAUACGAGGCCUCUUAAGAGUAUCGAGGGGCUAACCCUAUCUGAUAACAGACCACAUGCGCAAUUAUUCUGUAUCUAAGUUAUGGACAAUAGACUUUUUUUCACUUUUUGGGAAAAUUCUAAAUGAGCAAAUAUUGUUUGUGACAUUUUUUUUUAUACUGCCACUUACAAACCGAUUAAAAAUAUUUACAAUUUUGGA